UAAACGCCUCACAUAAAUCAUUGUUGUACUAAUUGGGCAAAUAUGCCUAAUAGCAGGCCUUAUUACGAUUAAAUGAAAUUAAAACAGUCAGUAAACUGUAGCUUUUGAAUGCAGUCAUCAGAUUGCAUGUCUAGGGGUGGAGCGUUUAGGAGGGGAUUAUAGUUGGAGUUACCUAUAUGUUCGCGGACGUCUAGGUUUUCAAACGCUCAGAAAUAGCGGUUCAGUGUAACGUGAUUCUCCGCUAUAUGCUAUUCAAAACAAAACAUUCCCGACAUUUAUUCGGCGGUUGCAGUUCGGGAAGGCGUUGAACCGGGUCGACGUUGCUCAGCUGUAGUGCGCUCAGCCUGUCUGCCUCCGUCAGUAGUGGAGAGAUUGCGUCCUUUCAGAGGACACGUUCGACGGACCGCGGAUGACCACUCUGUCCCAUUAGAAAUUCAACCCCUCCAAGACUCUUCAAGAUGCCGUGCUUCGGUGGAGGUAUACUGCUGUUGGAGUAGCGGCGUCCGUAGCCAGCCACAACUGAGGCCUGUGUGACCCCCGGAACCCUAGCGCCGGCCCAUGCUUUAGCCCAGACCAUGACCAGGGCGCCAUGAUGGCCUCCAUGGUUGCCAACGGAAACAGAGAUGGGCAGCCUCUGGUCCUCAAAGGCGUGGACCCAGAGACCUGCAUGAUCGUGUUCAAAAACCACUGGACUCAGGUGGUGAAGAUCCUGGAGAAGCAUGACCCUCUCCGUAGCGGCGGCGGCUUACCCUUGCUGGCGAGCAUCAGCCUGAGCGUGGGCGGCGGCGGCGGCGGCGGCAUCCGCUUCGGCCCGGUGCCCAGCGUGGACGAGGCGAGUGCGGUGCAGAACUACGUGGAGCACAUGCUCUUCCUACUGAUGGAGGAGGACAGCGGGCGCGAGGGCGCCAUGGGCCCCAUCCUGGAGUUCGUGGUGAUGGAGAACGUGAUGGAGCGGCUGUUCGUGUGGAGCCUGCGGCGGGAGUUCUCGGACGACAUGAAGCUGGAGCAGCUGAAGAUGUACGAGGCGCUGGUGGGGCAGGCGCGCCAGCCCGUGCUCCACCACAAGCCGGUGCUGCGGCCGCUCAUGAUGCUGCUGUCGGCGUGCGCGGACGCAGAGGCGCCGGGCGUGGAGGGCCAGCUGGUGCUGCUGCUGCACCAGCUGUGCUGCGUGCUGGCCAAGGACCCCUCGGUGCUCGAGCUCUUCUUCCACACCAGCGAGGACCAGGGCGCCGCCAACUUCCUCAUCUUCUCCCUGCUCAUCCCCUUCCUGCACCGGGAGGGCGGCGUGGGGCAGCAGGCCCGCGACGCCCUGCUGCUCAUCAUGGCCCUGUCGGCGGAGAACCAGCGCGUGGCCGAGCACAUCGCCCAGAACACCUACUUCUGUCCGGUGCUGGCCACGGGGCUGAGCGGCCUCUACUCCUCCCUGCCCACCAAGCUGGAGGUGCCCAACGAGGAGUGGCACUGUCUCCAUGGAGACGACUGGGCGCGCAUGCCCCCCCUCGUGCAGUUCCUCAACUCACUUGAGUUCUGCAACGCUGUCGUACAGGUGGCCCAUGCUGACAUCAGAGACCAGCUGCUGGGAUACAUCUACAAUGGCUUCCUGGUGCCAGUCCUGGCACCCGCUCUUCAUAAGCUGACCCUGGAGGAGGUGAUGACCACCACCGCCUACCUGGAGCUCUUCAUCAGGUCCGUGUCGGAGCCGGCUCUGCUGCAGACCCUGCUGACCUUCAUCCUGCUGCAUCGUCACGACAACGUGCACAUCCUGGACACGCUGGUCAGCCGCAUCAACACCCCCUACCAGCUGGGAACGGUAUCUCUGGCUCUGUUCCGCACACUCAUCGGCUUGUACUGUGAAGAUGUGAUGCUGCAGCUCAUCCUGAGGUACCUGAUCCCCUGUAACCACAUGAUGUUGAGUCAGAGGUGUGUGGUGCGGGAGAGGGACUGCUACUCCGUGUCGGCGGCCAAGAUGCUGGCGCUGACGCCGUCGUGCUGCACCCCGGAGCACGCCCCCCCGCCGCUCCGACAGCUGGACUCCAUCGUGUGGACCCGGGGCCACGCCGCGGGCCCCGGGAACCAUGGCGGCGCCACAGAGCGGGCGCGGGGCUCCCAGUCGGACGACGGCUCCUCGGACGUGUGCGUGAUCGGCUCGGAGGUGCACCUGGACGUCAGCUACCUGCACUACCUGUACGACGCGCGCCUGGGCAUCUCCGAGUGCAUGCGCGCCUGCCAGGUGUGGUCGGCGCCCUACGACGGCCGGGACCCCCCCGUCGAGGACUACCCGCCCCCGGGGGAGGCGCGCCUGGGCCCGGCGGCCCCGCCCCUGCACCCCCCUCCCCCGCCGCCGCCGUCCACGUCGGCGUCGUCAUCGUCGUCGUCCACCCAGCAUCGCCACCCCACGCUGGCCCCGCCCCCGGAGCCGGCGUCGACCAAUCAGCAGGAGCUGGAGUGGGACGACAGCUACGACGCCUGCCCCGCGCAGGGCGCCGGAGGGGCGGAGCCGGAGGGGGGCCAGGCCCUCCCCCGGCCCCCCGCCGCCGAGCCCCCCCAACACAUCCAGGAGAUGAGGCGGACGGCCAUCAUGUUGGUGCGGGGGUCCUACGUCGAGGAGUCGGACUUCCAGGACGACGUGAUGGUCUACGACCUGGUGGCCAAGAGGACCACCGCUGACGCCGCCGGGGGGGGGGGCGACCCCGCCGCCCUCAGGUCCCCCCCGGGCGACUCGGCUCUGCCGUCGGACGCCACGGAGUCGGCGGGGGACGGGCCGAGCCGAGCAGAUUCGUCCGCACCCGCCUCGGCGCCCCCCUCCCCCGGGGAGAGAGACUGCGCCGCUACCCCGGAGAGCCCCCGGGUGGACGACCUGCUCACCCAGUACCAGGAGCUCAUCGGCACCCUGAGCGCCGAGGUGGGCGUGGGGUCCGGGGGCGGAGAGCCCGCCGCAUGUCCCGCCCCCACCCUGGAGGAGGGGGAGGAGGAGGAGAUGGAGGGCAUGGAGGUGGACUACAGCUCCUUCUCCGCAGACACCCCGGAGCCAGAGAAGUCGCCGCUGGGCGCCAAGCACCCCCGGCCCGGAGGUCGAGGCCACGCUGUGCCUUUUACAGGCCCGUUUGUCAGCGUGCUGCUGUCCCGUCUGGAGAACAUGCUGGAGAACUCUGUGCACGUGAACCUGCUGCUGACGGGCAUCCUGGCCCAGCUGGCCGCCUACCCCCAGCCCCUGCUGCGCUCCUUCCUGCUCAACACCAACAUGGUGUUUCAGCCCAGCGUGCGCUCCCUCUACCAGGUCCUCGCCUCCGUCAAGAACCAGAUAGAGGAUCUGACGGAGAGCCGGAAGGACUUCCCAGGGAUGAUCACAGCUGCACAACACUGGCUUCUGGCCAGGGAGAGCUCCCUCGGAGCAGCAGACUCAGCUAAGGGAGGAGCCGGUGCCAUCGUCUCGGAGGGGUCAAAGGUCAACGCCUCUCCGCAGCCCAAGGGUGUGGUCUCGCUGGCCAACACGGAGGUGUUCGCUGCCGUGCUCUUCACAGAGUUCCUGAAAGAGCUGGCGGCCAUCGCCCAGGAGCACUCCAUCCUCUCUUACAUUCCUAUGGAAGAGUGACACCAGCCCCCCCCCCCCCCC
Gadus chalcogrammus (walleye pollock) is the source of this 3613-nucleotide messenger RNA. RefSeq names its product FHF complex subunit HOOK interacting protein 1Aa (gene fhip1aa). The record is from RefSeq and is a predicted model, not a curated record. Lineage: Eukaryota; Metazoa; Chordata; Actinopteri; Gadiformes; Gadidae. The transcript has 13 exons. Bases 590 to 3592 code for a protein of 1000 amino acids.